This is a messenger RNA of Opisthorchis viverrini, 366 nucleotides long. RefSeq lists its product as hypothetical. Bases 1 to 366 code for a protein of 121 amino acids. NCBI's taxonomy places the organism in Eukaryota, Metazoa, Platyhelminthes, Trematoda, Opisthorchiida, Opisthorchiidae. The transcript is spliced from 2 exons. The record is from RefSeq and is a predicted model, not a curated record.
AUGAGUAGUACAUCACAAAUAUUUACAUGUGUCGCGAUAUCUCGAAUAUCGUGGCGACUGAAACAUGAGGCGGCCUGGUGCAGCACAUUCAGUUGUCUGGAAACAUCACAAACGAGAUAUUCAGCUGAGUUCCAGAUCCACAUUGUGGAUCUGUUAGGAUUCCUGGUCAUUAGGAAUGUUGAAAACGAUGGUUGGUCUUCGAAAAACUGCGCCGAUAAGACAAAACUUCAAAAACCAUGUCGCAAAGACAAUGUCCACCAACCUGCAGAUGAUCUUUUGGGUAGACCAACUGUCCCAAGACAGUCACCACACACACACACCUCCUGUAGUCCAGACAAACACCGAGUAGCCGGAUCACCACAGUAA